This is a messenger RNA of Balaenoptera musculus (blue whale), 3968 nucleotides long. RefSeq names its product zinc finger protein 202 (gene ZNF202). The transcript is spliced from 9 exons. Gene Ontology annotation, molecular function: DNA-binding transcription repressor activity, RNA polymerase II-specific. The record is from RefSeq and is a predicted model, not a curated record. Lineage: Eukaryota; Metazoa; Chordata; Mammalia; Artiodactyla; Balaenopteridae. The coding region runs from base 532 to 2544 and encodes 670 amino acids. Gene Ontology annotation, biological process: negative regulation of transcription by RNA polymerase II.
UUCCGGGCGCAAAGGCCCCACGUGUUCCGACCCGCCAGGCCCCGCGCGGCUCGGAUCCGGCGGCGCUACUAGGGCCGGGAGUGGGUUGGGGAGAAGCCGGGGCAGGGGAGGAGCCGCCGGAGCUGUUGGAGCUGUGACACCCAGGGCAGCCUCACUCAGAAGCCACAAGGAAAGCUAGUGGAGUCCCUCAUCCCUCCAACUUCUCUUCCAAGCUGCCCCAUGGCCCUUGAUCCAGAAAGCCACUUCACAAAGGUUGUGGGACAGCCAUGGGAGGCUUGUUGCUGGGAAAUGUAUGACAGCGGAACAGUUAGGCUGUACCCGUUUUGCACUCUUUCUGUAUACCAUAUUGCAGUAGACAGUCAUUUCAAGGGCACAGCAAGGUUUACUACGAAGUGAGGGACUCUUGGGCAUUAUAAACUAUGCAGAUGAGGUCCCUUGGGAGAAACUCCUCGAGGCGCCCAGUCUGAGACGGGGGGAAUGACAGUGUGAGCUCUCGAUGGUGUGAGACCACCCCAGAGCCAGAGCCAGACAAUGGCUACAGCCUUGGAACCAGAGGACCAGGAUCUUUGGGAAGAAGAGGGGAUCCUCAUGGUGAAAUUGGAAGAUGAUUUCACCUGUAGGCCAGAGUCUGUCUUACAGAGGGAUGACCCUGUGCUUGAGACGUCGCACCAGAACUUCCGGCGCUUUCGCUACCAGGAAGCAGCAAGCCCUCGGGAAGCUCUCAUCCGACUCCGAGAACUGUGUCAUCAGUGGCUGAGGCCAGAGAGGAGGACAAAGGAGCAGAUCCUAGAGCUGCUUGUGCUGGAACAAUUCCUUACUGUCCUGCCCGGAGAACUGCAGAGCUGGGUGCGGGGCCAGCGGCCAGAGAGUGGCGAGGAGGCCGUGACGCUGGUGGAGGGUUUGCAGAAACAACCCAGGAGACCAAGGCGGUGGGUGACUGUCCAUGUUCACGGCCAGGAAGUCCUGUCCGAGGAGACAGUGCAUCCAGCAGCAGAGCCCGGGUCACCUAGUGAGCUUCAGGAUCCUGCACACACCUUGACCCCCGAGGAGUCCCGUGAGGAGACCACACAGAGCCCAGAUCUGGGGGCACCAGAAGAGCAGAGCCUGUGCCAGGAGUUGGAGUUGCAGCCCCUGCAGGAGAGCGAGGUUCCAGUGCCCCAGGACCCAGCCCUUCCUGAAGAGAGGAACCCUGGAAACCCAGAGAUGGUUGCCCUUCUUACUGCUCUGUCACAGGUGCACCCUAGUUUCUGUCUAUACCAUGGAGAAUUUGAGGAACCGUUGGGCAUAUACACUGAACAGGGAUUGGUAACUUUCAAGGAUGUGGCUGUCUGCUUCUCCCAGGACCAGUGGAGUGAUCUGGAUCCAACACAGAAAGAGUUCUAUGGGGAAUAUGUCUUGGAAGAAGACUGUGGAAUUGUGGUCUCCUUGUCAUUUCCAAUCCCCAGACUAGACGAGAUCUCCCACAUGGGAGAAGAAGAGCCUUUGAUCCCAGAGAUCCCAGAGGCGCAGGAGCCUCGAGAGCCAGAAAUCCUGAGUUUCACCUACACAGGAGAUAGGAGUGAAGAUGAGGAGGAGUGUCCUGAGCCGGAAGAUCUGAGUUUGGAGGAUCUACACAGGUCUAUCUUGGGAGAUGCAGAGGUUCACCAGACUCCAGAUUGGGAAAUAGUCUUUGAGGAUGAUCCAGGUAGACUUAACGAAAGAAGAUUUGGCACAAAUAUUUCUCAAGUUAAUAGUUUAACGAAUCUUCAGGAAACCAUGCCUGUCCACCCCCUGUUAGGGAGACAUCAUGACUGUCCUGUAUGUGGUAAAAGUUUCACUUGUAACUCCCACCUUGUUAGACACCUGAGAACUCACACAGGAGAGAAACCCUAUAAAUGUAUGGAGUGUGGGAAAAGUUACACACGGAGCUCACAUCUCGCCAGGCACCAAAAGGUCCACAAAAUGAGCACUCCUUAUAAAUAUCCCCUAAACCGGAAGAAUCUGCAUGAGACCUCCCCUCUGGUCCAGGUUGAGAGAACUCCACCUGUUGAGAAACCCUAUAGGUGUGACGAUUGUGGAAAACACUUCCGCUGGACUUCAGACCUUGUCAGGCACCAGAGGACACAUACGGGAGAGAAACCCUUCUUCUGUACUAUUUGUGGCAAAAGCUUCAGCCAGAAAUCCGUGCUCACAACACACCAAAGAAUCCACCUUGGAGGCAAACCCUACUUGUGCGGAGAGUGUGGAGAGGACUUCAGUGACCACAGGCGGUACCUGGCCCACCGGAAGACACACGCAGCCGAGGAGCUCUAUCUGUGCAGUGAAUGUGGGCGCUGCUUCAACCACAGUGCCGCCUUUGCCAAGCACCUGAGGGGACACGCCUCAGUGAGGCCCUGCCGCUGCACCGAGUGUGGGAAGAGCUUCAGUCGGAGAGACCACCUUGUCAGGCAUCAGAGAACACACACUGGUGAGAAACCAUUCACAUGCCCUACCUGCGGAAAGAGCUUCAGCAGAGGCUACCACUUAAUCAGGCACCAGAGGACCCACUCAGGAAAGACCUCCUAGCCCGGUCCCCACGUGUGGACACCUGCCUUCGACUCUUUCCCAGGGAUGGUCUGGGAGAAGCCGUCUUGUCGGCCUGGGAAGACCUUUUCUAGGGAGUCCCCUGACCUGCCCAGAUGUGCGUUAGUAACCUCUUCCCACAACUAGAUCACCCCACCCCAGCCCCCCACCCCCCUGGGCAGAACCUCUCAACCUUCUUCUACACCUUGAGGAGAUAUUCUUCCCAAAGUUCGCCUGAAUUGAGGCCUCUCCGUGACGGGAGUGCUCCUGCCUUGACCUCACAGGUGUGAAGUAGGAGAAUUGGAAGACUUAAGAGGUUGUGUUUACUAUAUUUGCCCCCAAAUAAGCUGUUAACUAUCCUAAAGACGCCUAACACCCUCAAGUUUAAAGUGGCCCAGGACAAGUCCUUAGGUUUGAUAAGGGACCAUCCUUUAGGAUUCUGUCCUUCCUGGGCUCAAAUCUUAAAGCACACAGCCCUGAACUCAAGGCAGGAGACCUGCAUCCCGAUGGCUCUGCCACACUUUCACAGGUUAACUGUACAACUCUCACUGAUACACUUCUUCACCAUGCACUUUCCUUUGAUUCUCGGGAGAGAUGCGAGUAGUGGUUGAUGGGCAAAAACAUCAAGGCGGCUUCAUGUGGACCUUGUCAGGCUGCUCCCUUCCCCAUUGUCAAAAUGACACCAGGUGCCAGACACAGCUUGAAAGGGGGGCCUGGUCAGAAGCCUCUUUCCUUGUGGGGUUUUUUCCUGUUAGAAUGCUCCUGCCUAGCCCUCCUACUGUUCUGCCGGUCUCUUGGUUUUGUCCCUAGUGCUUAUUCUGCCACAAGUGAGAUGUAGCAUUUGGGUGCUGAGGGAUUCAGUAACGCCUAAUUAAAACCAUGUUGAAGUCAUUUACAUUUCCACAUAUAUACAAACCCACCCAGCCGACCCUCUUCACAUGAGUUUGUGAGGGGAUUUUGAAGUGGUGUCAGCUUACAAAGGCACUGUCAUUAUUGUAGAAUCCUGAUUGAUGGGGUCACUUCACUUACGUGAAGAAAGCUGGAGAAGAUCUGAGCUCCAAUUAUGGAAACUUUAAGCGAAAGCUGUUGCUGCUGGCCAAGGCCAUCCAGACUGUUCUCCUGACACCCCACCCCAUCCGCCCUGCCUCAUUCUCUGAUGUCAGGGAAACCUGGGACCCUGAAGAAUUUACCAGGAGUAAAGGCUUUCAUGUAUUUGCGUUGUUUGCUUUUUCUUACGUGAUUUCAUUUUCAUGUAAUUAAGAACUAAGGAGUAGAAUCUCAUGGCCCAAGGAUCUCUGUUGCCUGGUAAAGGUUCCAUGGAGAUGAGGCUGAAUAAUGAUGAACCUCACCUGCUCUGAUUGUGGGAGUGGCAAGGACUGGGGAGACCACCCUCCAAAAAUGGAGCACAGGGUAUGGAUUAAAGCAUG